This is a messenger RNA of Aspergillus vadensis CBS 113365, 1280 nucleotides long. RefSeq names its product Mpv17/PMP22 family protein. The record is from RefSeq and is a predicted model, not a curated record. The coding region runs from base 330 to 887 and encodes 185 amino acids. Gene Ontology annotation, cellular component: cytoplasm; membrane. Lineage: Eukaryota; Fungi; Ascomycota; Eurotiomycetes; Eurotiales; Aspergillaceae. The transcript is spliced from 4 exons.
CCACACUUCCCAUCUCUCACCGAUACUCAGUAGUGUUGAUCAGGGCCGCCAUCUACAAUUUAACUCCACGGACCCUUUAAAAAAUAUUUAAUUCCAGGCCAAAACCUAAGGACACAAGUCUUUCCAGGAAGUCUCCUCCACCUCUAGCCUCAACUUCCAAAAUUUCUUAACGCAGGAACACACAUUUAGCCCCCAGCUCUCAAUUAAUUAAAACCACGCGGUUCUGGGCCGACCGAUCGAUCUAAGAAUCCUGGCACGAUUCGGACGAAACUAUACGAACUUGUGUGGCACACGCGUCGGCUUAUCUUACUAGUAUCUAGUAUCUGGCCAUGGCUUUUCCUCCGAUAGCGAGGGCGACCUUGCAAGCGGCGCUGAUUAAUGCUGGUUCCAAUGUCCUGGCUCAGGCUAUUGGGGCUUAUAGGGAUGAGAGACCCUUUGAAUUAGACACUCAAGUCUUGUUUCAGUUCACUACUUGUGCCUUUGUUAUUUCACCCUUGACCUUCUUGUGGCUUGAGGGUCUCGAGGCGAAAUUUCCGGGCUAUGAUGAGAGCUCUGCUCCCAAGCCGAAGACGGAGAAGAAGGGGGCACAGAAGCCCAAAUUGAAUGUGGCGAAUACUGUGGCGAAGAUUGUCAUCGAUCAGAUUGUCGGCGGUGCCUGGAACACGGUAGCCUUUAUCAUGACAAUGGGACUUUUGCGCGGCCAGAGCUGGGAUGCCAUUACGCUGCAGAUCCAGAAAGAUUUCUGGCCCAUCCUGAUCGCGGGAUUCAAGCUGUGGCCUAUUGUCUCUAUCUUGAACUUCACAGUUGUACCAACAGACAAACGGCUGCUUGUUGGCAGUCUUUUUGGUGUGAUCUGGGCCAUUUAUCUGAGCCUGAUGUCUGGUUGAUGCUGUAUUAGGUCAUCUGAGGAGCUUUCCUGGAUUGCCAGGCUAACGGGUCUAUGUUGAAAGCUAGGUUGGGCGCCGAGGUCCUGGGACUUGUGGGUGGUGUUCAUGUUGGCUUAGCAAUUUGUUUGACACCGAGUCUCAAGAUUCGCAACUUGUGCUUCUUAGAGCACUAGUAUAUAAAAGUUGAGACAUUACUUUAUCCUACCGCGUUGGGUAAGCUCGCCAGGGGGGCGACAGAGACCUGACAAGUGCACGCAAAGGGAAGGAGCCUGAUCAAGUCAGAGAUAAAAAGGGGCCAGAGGUGAAAUGACGGCACUGCGCUAGAUAAGUAGUUUACCGGACCAUGCUCCGCAUGAUCAUCAGACAACGUUGAGAUUAAUGAAUGGUUUGUUG